Molecule: messenger RNA, 1310 nt
Organism: Conger conger (European conger)
Lineage: Eukaryota; Metazoa; Chordata; Actinopteri; Anguilliformes; Congridae
Product: apolipoprotein D-like
Exons: 4
Coding region: 1-552 (183 amino acids)
Biological process (GO): tissue regeneration; lipid transport; brain development
Molecular function (GO): lipid binding
Source: RefSeq, a predicted model, not a curated record
AUGGCCUUUUCUACCCUCUCUUUGAUCCUGCUCCUGCCACUUGUCAGUGGCCAAGUGUUCCACUGGGGUCCCUGCCCGGAGCCGUCUGUCCAAUUAGGUUUUGACAUCCAUAAGUAUCUCGGAAGGUGGUUUGAGAUUGAGAAGAUACCAGCGUCAUUUGAGAGGGGAAAGUGCAUUGAGGCAAACUACUCUCUAAGACCAGAUGGGACUAUCAAAGUAUUGAACUCAGAGUUCCGAAGAGGAAAGGUGAGGUCAAUCGAAGGAACAGCUGUUGUGCAAGACAUCAGACAGCCGGCCAAGCUCGGGGUCAGCUUCUCUUACUUUACCCCCUACACCCCCUACUGGGUCCUGUACACUGACUAUGUGAACCUGGCCGUGGUCUACUCUUGCACUGAUGUUCUUAGGCUGUUCCACGUCGACUUUGCCUGGAUCCUCGGGCGUGCACGUGCACUGUCUGUGGUGACCACCAACAGUGCCAAGAUGGUGUUCAGCAACAACAACAUUGAUGUCAGCAAAAUGAUCUCCACGGAUCAGCAAGGCUGUGACAAGUAGUACUAGACGACGGGAACAAUGAUCAGCAUUUUUAUUUUUGUAAUUAUUACAGUUAGUCAAUUUGAAUGAACUCAAUACAAUACUGUUCUUAAAACUUAAAGCUGUUUCUAAUGCAAUACUCACAAGGUCACUCUGAAUAUAAUGGCUGCCUCAAAACAUGUGGACAGGUGGUAGUAUACUGUCACUGCAUAGUCUUAAUCUAGAAGCAGCUUGGUUGUUUGAAACAUGCAAGGAACAAAUAAACUGAGAUGGAAAAUCCAGGUUCCUAAAGUAAAAGUCCUCCUUAGUACUUUGUUCCAAUAACCUGUAUUUGCUGAAUUAAUUAGUGAAAUCAGCUUCCAUGAGUGUUCAGGAGUGGAUGAAACACAUGGCACUAGUUUUACUUUCUGGUCCCUGGACUUCCAUCCUCUGCACAUAAAGUAACAAAUAUAAGUGAAACAAUAAAAAAUGUAGGCCAGACUUUGCCUGGAUCAUGGGGCGUGCACGUGCACUGCCUGCAGCGACCAUCAACAACAUCGAUGUCAGGAAAUUGAUCUCCAUGGACCAGCAAGCCUGUGGCAAUAGUACUAGACGAAGGGAACAAUGAACAGCAUUUUUGUCGGAAUACACGUGUUUUGAAUCAGGACUGUCCGCAUAGUUGUCAUACAUUUGUUUUUAUUUUUUCAACUGAGGGAAUGUCUGACCUCACCCCCUUACUCAAAGUAAUUUAAUCAAGACUGAAAAACAUGAAAAUGUAGAAAAUGUUGAGUCUCAUUAAU